Molecule: messenger RNA, 1941 nt
Organism: Alosa sapidissima (American shad)
Lineage: Eukaryota; Metazoa; Chordata; Actinopteri; Clupeiformes; Clupeidae
Product: E3 ubiquitin-protein ligase TRIM17-like
Exons: 7
Coding region: 66-1907 (613 amino acids)
Molecular function (GO): zinc ion binding; protein binding
Source: RefSeq, a predicted model, not a curated record
AUUGCAUUUCGCCACAGCAUUCCAGCGUUUACAGCAGGAUUUUUUUCUUUCUUCUUCAAUGGUUGAUGAAUACAACUCCAGGUCGUCCUAGUGGCGCCCAGUCCCACCCCAGCUGCCCCAGUGCUGACGAGAGGAUGGAGAGUGCUCCGGUCUCCUGCCCCAGUGCUCCGGUCUCCUGCCGCAUCUGCCCCAUCUGCGGCGAUGCCUUCUCGGACCCCGUGGCUCUCCCGUGCGGUCACAGCUUCUGCCGCGCGUGCAUCCGCACCGUGUGGAGCGUGGACGAUGGAGACGGACCGGCUGCAGGAACCGGGCCCAGUGAAGCGCCGCCGCCGGGUCCGCUGUUCUGCCCAGAGUGUCAGAUCCUGCUGCCUCCAGAUGUCCAGCUGCAGGCCAAGCCCACCCUGCUGGCGCCGGAGCAGGAGGCGAGUGGGCAGAACCAGGGUGGGCAGGACCAGGGUGGGCAGGACCAGGGCGAUCCAGACUGGAACGGCGUGUCCGUACCGGCUGUCCUGCCUCACGAGGUGACGGCCCUGUCGGGUGUUGGUCCGGCGCUGACGUGCGACCACUGCAUCGAGCGUGUGUCGGCGGCAGUGCGGAGCUGUGUGACGUGCGACGCGGCGUUGUGUGCGGCGCACGCCGAGGCGCACCAGCGGAAGCAGGCCCUGCGGACACACACGCUCGUGGAGCCGGCCGGCGACCUGCUGCCCUACCGGUGCCAGCGCCACGGCGAGGAGCUGCGGCUCUACUGCGCCCACGAACGCCUGCCCGUCUGCUCACUCUGCGCCGCCUUGGGAGACCACCGGGGGCACGCGGUCAUCCCCCUGCAGGAGGCCGCCGCUGACCUCAAGCGGAAGCUGGAGGCCACGGAAAGUGUUCUGCUGGAGAACCGGCUGAGAACUGAGAACGCCGUGAAGGAACUAGAGGUCCUUUCCUCAGAGACCCUGAGCUCCAUAGAGGGGUGUAGGCUGCGCGUGCGGCGGCGCUACUCUGUGAUGCGAGCUCUGCUGGACGAGGACGAGCGUCUGAUGAUGGCCGUGCUGGACGCUGAGCGGCUCUACUGCGGCAGGUGGCUCCAGGUGCGCAGGGACCAGCUGCAGAGACACCUGAGGGACACAGACGUCCUCAGGGACACCAGGACGGCCCUCAUCCACGAGGACAACCACCUGAAGCUCCUACAGCAUCUCACGACGCCGGGGGCUACGCUAGACCCCCCCCUGGUGCCAGAGCUGCAGGCAGACGGCUGUGCCCCCCCAGGGAAGAUGGCUACGCUGGAGAGGCUGGUAGAGGAGCUACACAACACCCUGUCAGCAGGCUUCCCACGCAUGUGGUCAUACCUGCGUGACGUGACCCUUGACCCCCGGCGGGCCCACCCCAAGCUGGCGGUGUCUGCGGAUAGCCGGGAGGUGUGCUGGAGCGCGCUGCCCCCUCAGGGCGGAGAGGGCGACUCCGUCCACUCCCAGUACAGCGUGCUGGGCUCCGAGGCCUUCAGCAGCGGCCUGCACUACUGGGAGGUCAUCGUGUGGGACAAGCCCUACUGGCUGAUCGGCGUCUCCCACGCACCCGCCAUCACCGGCCAGCAGGGGGCAGCAGUGGACGUCGCCCCCGCCGACCUGAAUCAGGUCUUCUGUUACAUGUACCAUGGUAACGGGCAGUACCUGGUCUGCCAUGGAGCUCUGGAGUGCCCCCUGGAGGUGGAGGGGAGAGUGCAGAAGGUGGGCGUGCUGGUGGACUGUCAGCAGGGGGCGCUAUCUUUUUACAACGCAGACACACUGGAGCUCCUGCAGAGCGUCGCCAUGGAGACGGGCCGUGCUGUGAUUCCCACUCUCAACCCGUGCAUCUCGUUUGGGGAACACAACUCACACCCUCUCAUCCUCUACCAUCUCACUAAACACACACAUAGCACAUAACAUAAACACACACACACACACACACACAUAACAC